AUGGAGGAGUCAGAAAGACCUUCGAAAAGGAUCAAAACUGCUCCUAGCACGUCACAAUUGUCAGACAACACUGUAUCCGUGAACAGUACUCAAGGCAAUGGUACAAGAUCUGGUACUACCAAUCCGAAAGGACGAGGCAAGAAGCAACACUAUGGCCCUUCAAAGAAAUCAGAUACACCACGAACGUUCUCUCAGCCUUCUGUGAUAUGCACUGGAGACAAGGGAAUAUUCGUCACCAGCGACAAAGGACGUGAGAAGAAAUGUCUACUCGAGUUGCACGAUCUCGUACUGGAAUAUAUCGAGAACCUGGGGGUCGAUGCAAGCGGCAGUUCUAUUACAGCGGAGAUCGCUCCGAAGGACGAGGAAGCUCAUUCAGCUGAAAGCACCGAAAGGCAAUUUCCUCAGGGCAUCGAAGCAGACGUCCAGGCAGAGCUCCAGGACUUGAAAGGCAAGACUACCACACCGUCAGACGAGCAAGGAAGAACGCGCAAAGUCAUGCAGCUGAUCACACUGGACAUACCCUGUGCGGCCGACAAGACUUCGCCACAGAAGAGCAGGUUCGUCAAGCGUCUUACGCCACUAAGUAAUCUGGGCAAGGCAUUGGGACAAGGACUGGAACGUGCUUGUGAAGAUGUGCUCACCAGCAAAUUUGGAGCUGAUCGCGAAGGCAAUAUUGCCGGUGUCAGGUUCUCUAUCAGGCCUACGAUACGGAACAACGAGCAGUUGGACAGAGAUCACAUCAUCAAGCUCGUUGCCGACAAAGUUCAGGAGGUGGGAAACAAUAGGCAUAAGGUGGAUUUGAAGCAUUACGAGAAGGGUAUAAUUGUGGAGGUAUAUCGUGGAUGGGUAGGAAUGAGCGUUGUUGACAACACGGAGAACGACCGCUACAACAUUGGCUAUGAGGGGUUGAGGAAGUUCAACCUGGCCGAGAUCUAUGCAAAUCGGUAA
This is a messenger RNA of Lithohypha guttulata, 948 nucleotides long. RefSeq lists its product as uncharacterized. The transcript has 2 exons. The record is from RefSeq and is a predicted model, not a curated record. Bases 1 to 948 code for a protein of 315 amino acids. Lineage: Eukaryota; Fungi; Ascomycota; Eurotiomycetes; Chaetothyriales; Trichomeriaceae. Gene Ontology annotation, molecular function: RNA binding. Gene Ontology annotation, biological process: tRNA modification.